AUGGCACUUCUUCUCGCGCGCCUUUCGGAACCUUCUUUCGGAAUCCUUCUUUCCCCCCUUCUCCUGCUGCUGCUGCUGGUGACUUGGAUGCCUCGUACCGGACCCGUCGGCGUGCGCUGUCAAGUCGUCAGGGCGCGCAGCAGCGAUGGAGCGACUUUACCCGGGCCAAGAGGCGAGGGACGCGCCAGGAGAGCGCUGGUCCCGGAGAAGCCUGUCUCUCUCCUCAGCAGCUCGUUCGUGCUCAAAGGGGACGCGACGCACAACCAGGCGAUGGUGCACUGGACCGGGGAGAACAGCAGCUGCCCCGAACAGUGCAGACUCAUGUGGACUGAGGUGGACUGA
Molecule: messenger RNA, 342 nt
Organism: Knipowitschia caucasica
Lineage: Eukaryota; Metazoa; Chordata; Actinopteri; Gobiiformes; Gobiidae
Source: the annotation of a GenBank genome assembly